CUGUGGUCAGCCAUAUUGGAAUUUGAUAAUUUGACUUUCCGUCGACUAAGUGGAUGUUAUGUUUUGUUACUACCUGCAAAAUUAAUAUAAAAAUUGCACCAUUCGCCAAAUCGUACGCGUGGCCGUUCCGCCGCCGCCCCCGGAAUCGCCCGCUCGCCCGGACUCGUUCGCAAAGCGGAGACAAGGAUCAGCUGUGACAGUCUGACGUGUAGAACCCAAACAAAUCGAGAAUAUUGCAAGUGCUAUGCUGGUGGGAAGAUGAACGGUACGUUUUACGAGCAGCUGGGGGGUGUGGCCGGGAUGUUCGAGCAGUGGGGCACGUGCGAGAGGACCGUGGUGGCGUGCGCGCUGGCGCGACGGGUCCCGUGGCCGGGGCUGCGCCUGGUGCAGUCCGCGGUGGAGGCGGCGCUGCAGCAUCACGUCGAAGACGAGCGGCUGGCGAGGGACGCCAACGACGAGGUGGUGUUGGCGGGCCUGCUGGCGCCGCGCGCGGACGAUGAUGACGAAGAAGACAGCGAGAGGCUCGGCCAGCUGCUGACGCUGCUGCCGCUGCUGCGCACGGACAACGAGCGCGGCAAGAACGUGUACGUGUCGGCGCUGCCGGCGCUCGUGCAGCGCUGCGUGGACGCGCCGCGCCGCGCCGCGCCCGAGCUGUGCCGCCAGCUGCUGUCCUACCUGCUGGUGCACCCCGCCUUCACUGCGCACGACCAGAGAACCCUGACACAAUGGCUACGCUAUUUAGAAAACCACCUCUCUGGGAACAGGAACUCAGAAUCCGUGUGGCAACAGAGGAUAGACCCGUGCCUUCUGCCCGAGACCAACAUAUGGGCAAACAACAACAUCUUCAGACGGACAAUCGGCAAGAACGUGGAGUUCAGAGGCAUACUAGACGCGAGCGACAACCAUUCGUCUUAUACGGACAUUCUACAGGAGUCCUUUUCCAAAAACGGAAGGGACGUAGACUUGAGUUUGGACGGUGACAUGUUGAACUUCGACGCGGCGAUAGCUCAACCCAAAUCCCAACGAUCCAACAGCUUGACUCCCCCGUCCAGCAACUUCCUGCAGAUGUCCUCCUCUGCGGAGAACCUGAGCGACGAGCCGUUCGUGCAGAAGCCCAGAAGCUUCUCGCUGUCCAGCGAGCACAGCCUGAGCCAGCUGCGGCCCAUCGGCAUCAUGUACGGCACCACGGGCAGCGAGACGCGGCUGGACGAGCUGCGCUCGCACAACUACGCGGAGCACCCCGGCAUGUCCACGGUGGCGCAGUGGCUGAAGAGUCUGCGCCUGCACAAGUACGUGUGGCUGUUCACCAACAUCUCCUACGACCAGAUGAUGGCGAUCGACGAGAAGUAUUUGGAAAAAUUAGGAGUGACGAAGGGCGCGCGCCACAAGAUCCUGCUGUCCAUCAAGAAGCUGGGCGAGCGCGGCGCCGUGCUGGACGGCGUGCGGGCCGAGCUGGCGGGCGGCGGGCCCGUGCUGCGCGCGCUGGAGCGCCUGCGCGGCGUGCUGCUGUCGCCCAUGCUGCCCGCCUCCGACCUGCCCGCGGCCGUCGUGGCGGCGCUGGACCUCGCGUCUAAGAGCCUGAGCGGCGCGCCGGGCGCGGCGUGCGCGGCGGACGGCGAGCCGGAGCCCGUGGACCCCAUGUCGCUGCACUGCUGGCUCAUCGAGAAGGCGCUGCACCACGAGGCGUUCGGAGCCCCCGACGUGCAGGCGUCGCUGCGGCGGCUGCGGCACCGGCUGCCGCCGAGACAGUUCUUCCACCUGGUGGGCGACGCGCCGCACAGACGGCUCAAGCACAGGUGGCGCGCGCCCGUGUGCGGCGUGCGCGCGGCACGGCGCACGUGGGCGCCCCCCCCGCGGGGCAAGUCGCACUCGUACCCGCCCUUCCCCCCGCGCACGCGCUGCCCCGCCCGCCGCCGCCGCCCUCCGCCGACGACUACUCCGGCUUGGACGCGCUGUGCCUUCAGAUGACGGAGCAGGCUAUCAACUAGCCCACGCUGUUCCUGCACACGAUCUUGCUUACGAAGCAAACUAGACCUACUUGACUUGACUUUAAAGCUCCAGUUUGUCUGAACAUGUUUUGGUUUCAUUUCGUGGGCGUCCCGAAGUAAACUGAACCUAAGUGACUUGACUUUAAAGCUCAAAUCAGUCUGAACAUGAUUUUUACUUGUUUCGUGGGCGUCCCGAAGUAAACUAGGACCUAAUUGACUUGACUUUAAAGCUCAAAUCAGUCUGAACAUAUAUUGGACUCUUUACUGUCUAAGUAAUCCCAACAGAUCCUUUGUGCAAUUACAAUGAAAAUAGGACUUUAUUAGAUGUGAAUAAGGCUAUAUUUCGUCUGUGGUACUGUUUUACAGCCCGCUACUUGGGAGCCUAAGAUAUCUGCAAAACUGACAGAAAGUUUGUGAUGUUUGACACAUAUGUUUGUCAUAUGUGUAUUAUAUGAAAUUGUACAAUAAAUCUAAUGUGUAUCCAUUGAUGAGAUAUUUUUUUUAAUGUAUGCGUUUGCAUGUUAAAAGAAUUUAGAUAAUUGUUUUUAUUUUAUUAAAUAAUAUUAUUAAUAUCUUUAGUUUCAUGCUUCUGUGGUCCAUUGUUAGCUUUUAAUACGAGUAUAGGUAAAUAAUUAUUUUGUGUUAAUUUUGGAUGACAAUUUGUAACCUUGCAUUGGAUACAGUUAGAUGCGACUGUCAAAAAAACACAUGUUUUGAAAUACAAUGUGUCAUUGUAAGAUGCAAAUAUAAUUUAUGACGUCACAAUUCCUGUGUCAAUUUUGGUGUCACUGAAUAUUUCGUGCGUAAUUAAAUUUAAGACUUCAAUAUGAAGGCAAUACACACUCAAAUGUGAGUGUUUAUGUUUUUUUUUUACUUAGUAUAGAGUAUGUUUGCAAUAUUAUUUAUUUUUUUAACGUUCUAACUAGUUUUGAUAAAAAUUGCGUCGAUCCGAUUGUUUAAAUGUAUUUCUGUGCAACUGGACUUUACAUGCUGCAUGGUUUUGACAAGCGACAAAAUUGUCGCCAAAUAAUUCGGCUAGUGGGCUUUUGGCCUUAAUAGUUGUUAAUAUUAAUUAAUUAAGACACAUCCGGUAGACUAAGAUAUGAUAAUGAAGAACAAUGACAUCGACUGUAUCCGCCUGUCAAUAUACCUAGUAAUACGGUACAUUGAAACUACCACUUCAGUGUACGACUGUGGAGAAUUAUACAAAUGAAUGUUUGUAUGUGAACAAAUAUUGUAAAUAUAUAGAAACACUUUAAAUUACAACCAUAUUGUAAGGGUGUUUACACACGAGCAGCGUUAGUCGCCGCGACCGUCUGUAGUACACGUAGUGUGGACACGCAAUGCAAAGCACAUUUUGCCUAUUGCUCAACACCAACACUAAUUAACCGUAUCUAGUAUGUAUUAGUCGCAAUUGUAAUAAUGUUUGAUAAUUGUAGUUGGAAGUGUCAAUUUUGAAAUAAUGUUAUUUUUAACAUUAUUUUUCAUCAUCAUUCCAGUACUAAUAUUGUUGUAAGAAUAUUCUCGAGUCAGACAGAAUUGUCGCGGCGUCGACAGUCGCUCGUGUGUCCGUCGCCUAUUGUAUAGUGUCCUAAUUAGUUUGGUGCUAAUCUGCAUUGUUUAAUUUUUCAGUUAGUCAUUAGUGAUAAUGUAACUAGGGCUAAUAAAAACUAUUUUUAAUUUAAUGUUAGUGACAUGGGUAACAUAGCAGAGCUUAUAAUAGGGUAACAGGCACGAUUCGGCCUAAGGCGGGUGUUCGGAUGUAGGUUAUGUGUUGUUGUCUGUGGCGUGAAUGUUGACAUUUUAUAAUCUGUUACGGAGUGCAGCGGCUAGGGUUGUCAACAUUUUUUCAGAAAAAUAUAGUAUUUUUCAGAUUUAAGUAUAAAAAUAAUAGUAGUACGCUUAAAUAAAAUAUAUUAUUUUUUGGAAUAAGUAAUAAAUCAACAUUUAUUUUUAAAAACAAUAUUUAUUUACUUUUGUUGCAUUUUCAAGAUUUAUUUGUUUGAGAUAAAAGUGUCAUAUGCUUUUUCACAUCUGAUUUUUGAAUUUCUGAAAUUCACUAUUUUUUUAAAUUUGUUUGUUUAAUAAUUGGACCUCAGUAAGAUAGACAAGUUCAAAUAGGCCAACACUAUUGCAUCUGUCGAAAACUAAUGUUCUUAUACAUUUAAAAUGAAAAUUUUGUUUGUUAGAUAUCAGUGUUGAAAAUGUAGUAUUUUUGUGUACUAUAUAUUUCUUCAACAGUAUACAUAUAGUACGCAGACCCGAAAUAUAGUACAAUACUAUAUAUUAUAGUACGGUUGGCAACCCUAGCAGCGGCACCGCGACCUAGGUAUAGAUACUGUUGAGUGACUGCAUAAUUUAUGAAGUUAGCGAAUGUUGGUUUAAUCAAUUUAAAUUUUGUUUUGACAACAUUAUUGUAGUUUUUCUUAUUAUUUUAAUUAAUUAUGAACGUUAUUUUGACUGGAUCAAAAAUCUUUUGAUUGUAUUUUGUGCAAUUCUAUUUUAUUUUUAUAUAUACACAUCACCGGAGGGUUCAAUGUAAAUACCAAUGUAGAUGCAUUUUUAUAUUGCUCGGAUUAUACACCCCAACUAGACAGAUAUGUGAAAAAACUUCAAAAAAUUACAAAAGACUUGUUUAAAUUAUAACCUGCUGUAGGCAAUGAUGUUAAAUACUGUUAGAUGUGUCACUAGGUCAUGAAAAAUGAGGCGUUCAAAAGAGGAAAUUUCCACAUCUCAAUGUUAGUUGUCGUCAACAACGAACGUUAUUUAAACAAAUAAUGGCUACAAUGUCGAGUUGUGUGUUCAGGAAGUGUAAAAACUAUAUAUGCAUGAAUAAAUAAUGGAAUUAUAGACAAAAUUGUGCAUGUGUGCGCGCAGUUCUGUAGCCUAUUAUUCACAUCACCUUUUGCGGUGAUUUUGUAGGGACGUAACCGAUCUAUAGUAUAAAAUUAUCAUUGGCUACAGGUGUAUAAUCUAAGGCAUAUUGUUAUUUGUUUUAUAAAUUGAACAUUGUGAACGUUGCAUUAGUUGUGCAAAUAAUGGCCACUUGCACUCAAUAAAAAGUUUUAUUUCUUACAGUUUGUAUUUCUUGUAUUUAUUUUUCACUGUAGCUGUCACGUUUACCUUAUCUUCAUCUGUUUUCUGUUUCAACUGUGAUAUGAUGCUGUAGUUAAAGUCGAUAUAUUGGUAUUUGAAAUAAAUAUAUAGAUGGCA
Bicyclus anynana (squinting bush brown) is the source of this 5201-nucleotide messenger RNA. RefSeq names its product protein Smaug (gene smg). Gene Ontology annotation, biological process: nuclear-transcribed mRNA poly(A) tail shortening; regulation of mRNA stability; negative regulation of translation. Gene Ontology annotation, molecular function: protein binding; translation repressor activity; mRNA binding. Gene Ontology annotation, cellular component: P-body. The record is from RefSeq and is a predicted model, not a curated record. NCBI's taxonomy places the organism in Eukaryota, Metazoa, Arthropoda, Insecta, Lepidoptera, Nymphalidae.